AUGAAACUUCGUCUAAAGAAGAGUGAUGGGAAGCCGAAAUCUGUAAAGAGUAGUACAGGGAAGGCGACGCCGUUGCUUAUCCAUCUGUUGAUGAUCUGCAGUGUAGGUGUGUAUGCGAUCUUCGGUGCCGUAGUGAUGAGGCAGUUGGAGUCCCGUUCCGUCGCCGAAAUCACAGUCGAAGUCGAACGGCGUCAUAUCGAACAGAAAGACGAGGCUUCGCUUGCUCGAGCAUUGGAAGUGGGAUUGAAGCAUAAGCGACGGCGGAGACAUAAUGAAACCGAUCAUCUGGAGAUUCUUCUGAAAAAGCUGCAAGCUGUCGAGUGGUCAAACAGAGAUAAAAGAGCAGCAGCUGAAGUGAUGAGAAGUCGGAGAUGUGUGAUUACAGUAAUAAAGCAUCUUUCAUCCUACGACUGCAAAUUUGGAGACUUAGAUGAUCGUUUGGUCAAGGAUUUGGAUAAAUGCUAUCAUGUGGCCAUCGAACAUGACACCCAUACGAACGAUGUACUUUUUCGUAACAGCGCUGAAGAAGUGGAAACCGUUGCAGAAGAACAAGAACAAAUAGAACCAUGGUCAUUUAUGGAUUCAUUGUUAUUUGCCUUUACUGUGAUCACUACUAUAGGAUACGGCAAUGUCGCACCUCGAACAUUUGCCGGUCGAUUUUUUGUAAUCGUAUAUGGCCUUGUGGGAAUUCCUUUCACCUUGCUUGCCAUCGCAGAUCUUGGCAAAUUCCUCUCCGAGCUCAUGAAUGGAUGGUCAAAAACAGCGUCGAGAUUAAAAAAACGGCUACAAGACGCAUGGGCAACGAGAGUGAAACUUAAAGGUCGUUAUGACUCCGCUAGAAUUAAAAGUAAUGGUGUUGCAAUGUUAGAAAAGAGUCAAAGUCGUGAAGAAAUCGUCACCUUGGAAGAUGGCAAGGUUGACGGUGCAGACGGUGACUCUGCCGUCUCAGAGGAAGAAGAAGAGGACUCGCAAGCAUUAGCUCUAUUUAUAUUAUUUGUUGUUUAUAUUGCAUUUGGAGGCGUGAUGCUCGCCUCAUAUGAGCCGGAUAUGGAUUUCUUCAAAGCGGUCUACUUCAAUUUUGUAACCUUAACGUCCAUAGGAUUGGGUGAUAUAGUACCAAGGAGCGAGACCUAUAUGGCGUUAACAAUUGUUUACAUCGCUAUCGGUCUCGCUCUGACAACGAUUGCAAUCGAAAUCGCAGCCGACACUCUCAAGAAACUUCACUACUAUGGACGAAAAAUUGAGAACGUUGGGAAUGUGGCAAUAUGGUUCGGAGGUAAAAAGCUCACCGUUAAAGCUCUUGUGAAAAAUCUUGGUGAUCAAUUUAAUCUACCCACAACCGUUGUAAAGGAUCUCGAUUUGGAUCACUUUGUCGAUCAAGCUAUAAAAGUCGAGGAAGGCGAAAUAGAGACGCUACGGCCGCCAGCCUUCGAUCCCGAUCCGGAAAACAUUGGAGCGGCUUAUGUGGACGAGCCCACUGAAGAAGUGUGGCAAAGUGACCCGACACCAUCACCAUCUCCUGAGCCUCCUCCCUCUCCCCCACCACCUCCUCGAGAACCAACACCAGAACCAGAGCCGGAACCAGAGCCGGAGCCGGAGCCGGAGCCGGAGCCGGAGCCGGAGCCAGAGCCGGAGCCAGAGCCAGAACCUGUCCGAGAGCCUUCACCGAAAGAACCAACUCCAACUCCAACACCACCACCUCCCCCACGCACUCCUUCACCAGAGCCGGUGAAAGAUCCAACGCCUGAAAUCACUCCGAAACCCAGUCCGGCACCGAGUCCAGAACCACAACGAGAACCAACACCUCCUCCACGUGAACCCACACCGGAACCAGAGCCUGAGCCUGAACCAGAGCCAGAACUGGAGCCUGAACCGGUACCGGAGCCAGAGCCCAUACUGGUGUCUACUCCACCUCCAAUACCUCGACAACUCACACCUGCGGAGAUCGCCGCUCAAAAACGACGCGCUUAUAGCGAGGAGGCGUGGCGAAGGUAUCAAGAAUACCAAAAGCAAUGGAAGAAAUUUCGACAAACACAAAAAACGGGUCUACCAGUAUCAUCAUCAUCAUCGGGAGUUAGACGUAGUUCACAACAACCAUCGUCGAAAAAUUCUACACAACCAGGAACUCCCGAAAGCUCAUCAUGA
Messenger RNA from Necator americanus (New World hookworm), 2145 nucleotides. RefSeq lists its product as uncharacterized. Bases 1 to 2145 code for a protein of 714 amino acids. The record is from RefSeq and is a predicted model, not a curated record. The transcript has 18 exons. Gene Ontology annotation, molecular function: outward rectifier potassium channel activity; potassium ion leak channel activity. Lineage: Eukaryota; Metazoa; Nematoda; Chromadorea; Rhabditida; Ancylostomatidae. Gene Ontology annotation, cellular component: plasma membrane. Gene Ontology annotation, biological process: stabilization of membrane potential; potassium ion transmembrane transport.